AAAUUCUUGAGGCGUUUGAUCAAAAAAAAAAAAAAAAAUCUUGAGGCUUUAUAAAUUUGUGUUUGGUGCAAACCCAUGAUGGACUGGAGAUUGCUCAAAGCUGCAGCUAAAGGAGAUACUAGUUUCCUUGAUCUUUCCAAGUUGCACCAUUCAGAUUUCAAUAAGGUAACGCCACAUAACAACAACCUUCUUCACAUUGCAGCUAAGCAUCAAAGGCGUGAUUUCUCUGCCGCCAUACUUGACCUGUGCCCAUCCCUCCUCCUUAGAGAAAACAACAACGGAGACACACCUCUACACGUUGCUGCUAGUGUAGGAUCCUUUCAAAUCUUACAACUUCUUGUCAAUGAAGUUGCUUCAGAUAUCGAGAACCUGGGAGUAACCACCAAGCAGCUAUUGAGAAUUACUAAUAAGCAGAAGGAUACAGCGUUACAUGUUGCAUUAAAGAAUGGACAUGGCGAUGUAGCUAAGCUCCUAGUUGAACUAGACACAGGAUUGCUAGAUAUGGUCAAUAGCAACAACGAAUCUCCUUUGUACUUAGCUAUUGAGAGAGGGCUUUUCGACGUUGCUGGUCAUAUUGUGGAAAGAUUUCCUUUGGUUUCUGGUAAAGGGCCUAAAGGUAUGAAUGCUCUGCAUGCUGCUGUGGGUUCUGACAUUGUCACUAAAGAUUUCUUGAAAAAACUGAUGGAGACAAGGUCGGAAAUGACCAAAGAAGUCGAUGUUAUCGGAUGGACACCUCUUCAUUAUUCAGUAUGGCUAGAAAAAAUCGAGAUAACUCAACUUUUGCUUCAGCAAGAUAGCUCAGCUGCUUAUAUAUCAGACAAGGAAGGACAAUGUCCGCUUCAUCUUGCGGCAUCUACUGGUCAAACUGAUGCAUAUAGAGAGCUUGUUGGUAGCUGUCCUUAUGUUUGGGAAAUAGUUGAUGGUAAAGGAAGAACAUCUCUUCACUGUGCUGUCAUAUCAGGACAACGAGGAAUCAUUCAAUGUAUUCUAGAUAUGCCUGAGAUCUCUCUUCAUUUGUUGAAUGAAAGCGACGUAGAUGGAAACACGCCUCUCCAUCUCUCGGUUGUUUACAAAUGUCACACGAUUCUGGUGCUGUUCUUGCGUAACAAGCGAGUGGAUAAGCUUGCUAUGAACCGUAAUCAUUUAACAGCUGCUGAGCUCUUUUAUUCUCAGAAGCAAGAGAUAAGUUUUAAAGUGGCGGUGGCAUACUAUGCACUGCAAAGAUACUACAAACAACCGUCUCAGCAACAGAACAUAGACACAAAGAAGCAAGAAAAAGCAGAUGUUGAAGAAAGCAACGCAAGACAUGACUGUGCAAUGUACGAGGUUCAUCUUUUUGUCGCGGUUCUUGUCGCAACCGUAGCAUUUGCCGCGGCAUUCCAACUACCCGGCGGUUAUAAACCAGACGGUACACCUGUAUUGAGUGAAGAAGUAGCUUUCACAUGUUUCUUGGUGUUUGACACAAUCGCCUUUAUCUUCUCGGUAGCCACAGUCUACCUCUUGUUCUAUGCUUCGAGAGACAUGUUUCGCGCACGCUCAGCUUUGCUCUACAUGUCCACUUUGCUAAUGGUUGUGUCGCUGAUCGCAAUGGCCUCUGCUUUUGUGUCAGGGAUGUAUCUCAUUUCUUCCAAGUGUAGAGAAUUAGCCAUCGUGCCUUUCUUGAUGGUUGGUCUCUUUGUGUUGCACUGUUUCUUCUACUGGUUUAUUGAUCCACGAGGCAGCUAUGUCCGUGGUCUUGAACGACCUCGCCGGUUUUUUAGGAAACUAGUCUUUAGAAACUCAAUGGUUCAUAUUUUUGUUUGUGACUGAUGUGUAACCAACCAUUGUUAGAAAUUGAUUAGAAUAUUUUACUUGUAAUUUGAGAUGAUUUUUAUUAAAAUAAUAAAUAUACUGUUAUUUAAA
Molecule: messenger RNA, 1902 nt
Organism: Brassica rapa (field mustard)
Lineage: Eukaryota; Viridiplantae; Streptophyta; Magnoliopsida; Brassicales; Brassicaceae
Product: protein ACCELERATED CELL DEATH 6
Cellular component (GO): plasma membrane
Molecular function (GO): protein binding
Source: RefSeq, a predicted model, not a curated record